UCAUCACGUCGCGCCGAGUGACCGUCACAGCGGGGGUAACAUGGCGGCGCACGGUCUCACUCCGUCUCUCGGCAGGCUGCUGUUCGCGGUAAAGUAUGGCUCCUUCCAGUCAAGAUGCUGUGCACUGCACAGCAAGUCACACUAUUCCACUGUCUACGAUCCCACUGAAAAGACUUUUGAUAAGAUCCUCAUCGCCAACAGAGGAGAGAUAGCGUGCAGAGUGAUUAAGACAUGUAAGAAGAUGGGUAUCAAGACUGUAGCUGUGCACAGUGAUGUGGACUCCAGUUCGGUUCAUGCAAAGAUGGCUGACGAGGCAGUGUGUGUUGGCCCCGCCCCCACCAGUAAGAGCUACCUCAACAUGGACGCCAUCAUGGAGGCCAUUAGAGUGACUGGAGCACAAGCUGUUCAUCCUGGCUAUGGGUUCCUUUCUGAAAACAAAGAGUUUGCAAAGCGACUGGCAUCAGAGGGCGUGAUAUUCAUUGGUCCAGAUACCCAUGCUAUCCAAGCUAUGGGCGAUAAAAUAGAGAGCAAGCUAAUAGCUAAGGCUGCUAAGGUCAAUACUAUCCCAGGAUUUGAUGGAGUUGUGAAGACUGCUGAGGACGCUGUGAAGAUUGCACAGGAAAUUGGUUACCCAGUGAUGAUCAAAGCAUCUGCCGGAGGAGGAGGGAAAGGAAUGAGGAUUGCGUGGAAUGAUGACGAGACACGGGAUGGUUUCCGGUUCUCAUCCCAGGAGGCAGCAUCAAGCUUCGGUGAUGACAGGCUGCUCAUUGAGAAGUACAUAGACAACCCCAGACAUAUAGAAAUACAGGUGCUGGCUGAUAAACACGGGAACGGUCUGUGGCUAAAUGAGAGGGAGUGCUCGAUCCAGAGGAGGAACCAGAAGGUGGUAGAAGAGGCUCCCAGCACUUUCCUGGACCCGGUCACACGACGGGCGAUGGGUGAGCAGGCGGUUCAGCUGGCCAAGGCUGUGCAGUACAGUUCUGCCGGCACCGUGGAGUUCCUGGUGGACUCUAAGAAGAACUUCUACUUCCUGGAGAUGAACACACGACUACAGGUGGAACAUCCCAUCACAGAGUGCAUCACUGGACUGGACCUGGUGGAGCAGAUGAUCAGGGUCGCCAAGGGUUACCAGCUGCAGCACAAACAGGAAGACAUUCCAAUAAAUGGCUGGGCUGUUGAGAGUCGUGUGUAUGCAGAGGAUCCUUACAAGUCAUUUGGUCUUCCCUCCAUCGGACGGUUGUCUCAAUACCAAGAGCCGCUCAACAUCAGCAAUGUGCGUGUUGACAGUGGCAUCCAGGAGGGCAGUGACAUCAGCAUCUACUAUGAUCCCAUGAUCUCUAAGUUGGUGACUUAUGGAGCUACACGUGCUGAAGCCCUGUCCAAGAUGAAAGACGCUCUGGACAACUACGUUAUCCGAGGUGUGACACACAACAUUCCCCUCCUGCGAGAAAUCAUCACACACCCUCGCUUCAUCUCUGGUGAUAUCACCACUAACUUCCUGCCUGAGGUUUAUCCAGACGGCUUCAAGGGUCAUCAGCUGCAGGUGGACAGGCGCAGGGAGCUGCUGGCUUCAGCAGCUGCGCUCUACAUCGCCGCUCAGCUCCGCUCACAGACGUUCCUGGGCGACCUGAGGGUGACCUCCACCCCAGUGGAGUGUAGCCGCUGGGAGCUGUGUGUGGAGCUGGGGGAGGAACGCUAUUCCAUGGACGUUACCAAAGCAGGAAAUGUUUAUACUGUCAAUGCUGAUGGAGGGACAGUGGAAGUCAGUGGACAGUGGAACCUGUCCUCCCCACUGCUGCCACUCACCAUCAAUGGCUCUCACAGAAUGCUACAGUGUCUGUCUCGAGACGCCACAGGAAGGAUUGUCCUGCAGUACCUGGGCACAUCGUUUCAGCUGCGUGUUCUGUCCAAGUUGACGGCAGAGUUGGACUCAUACAUGCCAGAGAAAGUUCCAGAGGACUCCAGCAGCAUCCUGCGUUCACCCAUGCCAGGAACCAUGGUGGCUGUGUCCGUCAAACCCGGAGACACGGUUGCAGAAGGUCAGGAGAUCUGUGUGAUCGAAGCCAUGAAGAUGCAGAACAGUUUGACUGCAGUCAAACAAGCAAAGGUUAAGAGUGUCCACUGUAAACCAGGAGAGACGGUGGGAGAGGGAGACCUGCUGGUGGAGCUGGAAUAAAAGCCGACCUUUGACCUCUGUGUGUGUGUGUGUGAGAGAGAGAGAGAGACCUCAGCACCAGGAUGAGCCUUAUUCUUCAUGUCCACAGAGGGUCACCUCUGGCACUGUCUCUCAUCAAACCUCUGUUUUUGUUUUCUCUGUGAUUUCUAGACAUGACCGUUGUGAUGUUUGAGGUGGUGACAUGUAAACAGCACUGACUGUCAUCCAUGUAGGUUAGGGUUAGAAUUCCUCUCACUGUUGUUAUUCAACAGCAAACUAAGGUUGUCUACCCUGCAAACUCUCCCACACCAAAGAUGUGAUCUUCACAUCUUCUCUGGCUUUGAUGUCCUUUGAUCAGGUUUACUCCCGUGUCCCUGUGAGAUAAAAAGGGCUCCUUUCCUCUAUGGACUUUGUUGUGGAAGUUUCCAGUCACGACAUGGUUGUCUGAUGAUGAGAUAAAGUGGGAAACACAUUCUUAAGAUAUUCUGUUGAGUUCAAGUGUCUCCUACAAUCACACGGUCAAAUUCCCAUUUGUCACUUUAGUCGCACAGACAGCUGCUGAAGGACAUGAAUGAUGCUGACCUGUCAUUUUCAUAUUCUUCAUUAAAAAACAAAAACGUGUUAUAAAUCAUGACUCUCAGUGUGUUAAAGAAAGUAAAAUCAACUAAUAAAGGUCCUAUUUUUCACAACACUGUUUGACUUCAUCACAAACCUCGUUAAGAAUAAGAAAAGAGAUAAACACUAAAGUGGUUGGUUUGGGAUUGAGGAAAUCUGGUGAGUUAUGAUGUGCAAAGUAUGAUACAUAUAUACAUACAUAUAUAUAUAUAUAUAUAUAUGUAUGUAUAUAUGUGUGUGUAUGUAUAUAUAUAUGUAUACCUCCCUUAAAAGCAUUUAUCUUCAGUUCUUUUAUUUGUAAAUAUCAUCAUCUUUGUCUUAUUAAGUGAAAUUUAAUAAGUUUAAAUGCCCCUUGUAGCUUUUUUGCAAUGAAACGUUUCUUCCCCUCUUCCAGAUUGCCAUCAUCAUCUGCAAAUAAAGAAAAUCCAGAAUCCUU
Solea senegalensis (Senegalese sole) is the source of this 3206-nucleotide messenger RNA. RefSeq names its product propionyl-CoA carboxylase subunit alpha (gene pcca). The coding region runs from base 41 to 2176 and encodes 711 amino acids. The transcript is spliced from 23 exons. Gene Ontology annotation, molecular function: ATP binding; propionyl-CoA carboxylase activity; metal ion binding. Lineage: Eukaryota; Metazoa; Chordata; Actinopteri; Pleuronectiformes; Soleidae. The record is from RefSeq and is a predicted model, not a curated record. Gene Ontology annotation, cellular component: mitochondrion.